Molecule: messenger RNA, 777 nt
Organism: Lathyrus oleraceus (garden pea)
Lineage: Eukaryota; Viridiplantae; Streptophyta; Magnoliopsida; Fabales; Fabaceae
Exons: 1
Coding region: 1-777 (258 amino acids)
Source: RefSeq, a predicted model, not a curated record
AUGAAUCCCGAAAGGAAGAACAUCUGUAAUUACAAGUUUGUGGAACCUCAGUUGGCUGUAUUGAGAGGACUUGGGGCACGUUUAGAUUUGGGACACAAAGAUGACUUCAAGGAAGCUUAUGGUAGCCUUUUGGGUAUUCUGAACACCGAAGUCAACAUCACUGAUGUGCACACUCUGGUGCAAUUCUAUGAUCCCCCAUUGAGAUGCUUUACUUUCCAUGAUUACCAGCUAGCCCCUACAUUGGAAGAGUACUCACAUAUUCUGGGUAUUAGGAUCAAGAACCAAGUGCCCUACAUUUGCACUAAGGAACUUCCUAAAUAUCAAGACCUUGCUGAAGCUCUACACAUGGGAAAAAAGGAAAUAGAACUGAACCUGAAGCCAAAGGGUGGAAUUCAUGGCUUCACCUCUAAGUUUCUAGCGGACAAAGUUAUUGCCUUCACCAAAGCUAGGAGUUGGACAACCUUCAACACCAAUCUAGCUUUACUUAUCUAUAUGAUCGUAUUGUUUCCAAAUAUGGAGGAAUUCGUAGACUUGGAUGCUAUUCAUAUCUUUCUGACUCGGAACCCUAUUCCUACUCUUCUCACUGAUACUUACUACUCUAUCCAUGUGAGGACUCAGAAGAAGAAAGGAACUAUCGUCUGCUAUACCCCUUUGCUGUAUAGAUGGUUUAUUUUGUAUCUACCCAACAAAGGCCCAUUUGUUAAGAACAAAGAUAACUUGAAUUGGUCCCAGCGGAUCAUGUCCUUAAAAGCCGAAGACAUUCCUUGGUAUUCUUGA